AUGACGUUCGGAUGGAGAGAUGUUGCUAAAAGAAUUGAAGUCCGGGAUGAUUUCUUCAAGCAAGGGGGUGCGGGGAGGUUUUCUGGUGUCAUCUUAGCUUCCGAUCGGGGGUUUCAUGAGAGGAGGUUUUCUAGUAAAAGUUUUGAGCCGUAUUGGGAAAGUCUUGGGCUGGGUGAUAAUGGUGGCCAUGAGGAGGGUCAUGGCGGAAACGAUGAUUAA
Paracoccidioides lutzii Pb01 is the source of this 219-nucleotide messenger RNA. RefSeq lists its product as hypothetical. The record is from RefSeq and is a predicted model, not a curated record. The transcript has a single exon. The coding region runs from base 1 to 219 and encodes 72 amino acids.